AAUGGACGCUGGACUGAGGGAAAUGUACCCAGAUGGGUAUUCCAAUUGAAGAUGCUGUUAACUGUGAUCAGUUUUUUCAAUUAUGCUAUUGCUAACGCUGGCCAAUGUUAUUAUUGUUCGCUAGCUAGCUAUUGUUUUUCAUUAUCGAUGAUCACAGAAGCUGCUGUGAGUACAAACGCUCUCGUCGCCAUGUCUGUUUAUGUUUAAUGCAAACAAUUGGGAAUGUUCGUAUAAAGCCGUUCAAAUUGAACUGUUCAAAGAAAACGAACAUUCGCCUCUGUUCCCUGAACUUGAACGCACCUCAGGUUGUUCCAACUUCAUCACGUGGUACCGGCAGCUCUCCCUUGUUCUAAACGUUCGCUUUUUCAAGUAGGCAGUUUGAGCUAGGCGACCGAUAACCAAGGCAAGCGAGUGCGGUUUCAGGAAGAUCCAAUCUUUAGGAGACUCUCUUCUGGGAGUCCUCCUCCCGGCCAGGAGGGAGCGACCCUUGUCGGCUUUGGCCAGUACAAACUGGACACGCUGAGGGACCUCUACGAUUCGGAGGACAAGAGCAAGAUCACAUAAGUGCCAUAAAAUAUUGUUUUCUAUAGCAGGCGUUCUUAUUGCAAGCAGAGAAUGCCACCCAGCUCUACACAAAGCUGUGCGAGGGGCACAGCGAAGCCUGGAUGCGGCGGUCCAUGCAGUACCUCGGCGAGUGCGAGCACUUCCUGGCCACGGGCUCCGAGCGGCGUGCAUUCCCUCCACCCCCUCCCAUGCCGCCGGUGCCCAAGCCCGUCUGGCUGCUGAGCGUGUACUGCUAUGAUGUGUGGUCGCGGCUGGACGAGGUGAAGGCCAGGGUCACCUCCACAUUCGGAUCCAUAUUGAAAAUGGAUUCGACAAAGAAGAAGCUCACCGGUGUCGCUGCAGACACGGCGUCCUAGGCAACGAGCGUCGGAAACGAGUUCGGGCAGGUCCUCAUUACGGUGCUGACCGUUUCCGAGGGCGAGGGCCUGCUGCCCAUGGCUGCCAGCUUAAUGCAGCAAUACCGAGUCGCCGGGGUGGCACCCCCCCAGCUCAUCUACAUGGCCCGGGACUGCUGCUCUACAUUUGGCGGGUCGAAGACAGCUGCCGUGUUCCAUGAAUGGGACGAGCUGGUGGUCAGACUGGACGUGUGGCGGCAGUGCUCGCGGAUUAUAUCCACAUCCGCGAGCUCGUGCUGGACAACCCGAGGCUGAUGGCCCAGACCGCACUGCAGCUGUUUGAGCUGAACCAGCGCACUCUCUCCCAGUGGUUCUCCCGGAGGCAGAAGGAGUGGGAGAGAACUGUGCUGGAGCAGCUCCUUCGGGGUGACGAGGUGAGUGGACAUCCGCCAUUCAUCUUCGUCACCCCACAAGACCGGUCGCGCCAGGCCACCCAGCACAGACGGAUCGCUCACGCGCCCAUCCUGCCAUCCUCCGGCGUCCCAGCCCAGCUCGACACCGCCGCGCCCACUGCAGCGCCACCGCCCGUUUCGCGGACAACAGCGUGGCGGCGGCGCAAAGAGGCGGAGAGAGCAGGGGCGGGAGGCGCCAUUCCGUCAAAGCGGCGGAAUCCGGUGGAGUACAUCUGCGCGCGGUGCAAACAGCCGAAGCGGCGGCAGUUUGGUCACAGCCCCUUCGGCAAAGUGUCUUUCUGCGCCACCGCCGCCGGAAAGUCUGUGGAGGAGUGGUUGGCAGAGAUGAAGGACGUUCGGGAGCGAAGCGCCCAGGGGCGCUGAUCCACCUGCUGGGUGGCAAACGCUUUAUCCCUGUAAAUAGUUCUGUGUUUUGCCCUCUACUCUGACCUUGACGAGGUGUAGGGGCUUGCGUGUGCUAAUGACUCUCAGAGCUAUAUUGCCUGCAGUCUUUGGACUGCUGGUAGGGACACCCAUGGCAAGCAGGUCUGCGGCGAAGCACCGGACGAAAGCCGGUCUGGAACUCUUGGUUGCAUCAGAAAGCAGGUGUCCCCUGGUUCUUCAUUUGUAAUGGACUUUUAUGGACACUGCCAAGAUGUGCAUCAGUGUUUCACAGCUUUCCUAGUGCUGUUAACAUAUUCCUAUUUUUGUAUAAUGUUCAGCACAAAUAUUUAUGUUUUUGAAAGCAAUUUUGUUAUGGUUUCUGAGCUUGACAACUUUCAAGGAUGCUCAUUUCAGUCUUUAAGUGUUUAAGAGUUGUGAACAGUUGCGUUGAUUCUGCAUCCUUGUGCGUGCACCUCAAGACAGUAAUUGUAUUUUGAAUUGUAUUUGUAUCUUUGGCCCAAUCACCUUUGUGUGGAUGCCAAAUAUCAUGUAUAUCAUUGGUUUACCCAGCAAAACAAACUACGUCGAGUGAGUGAAAAGGCAAACGUUCAUGUUUAUUCUUUUUUGUUGAAUUGUUUUAUUGAAUACAACUUGACGCAUUACAUGUCAUACAUCUGCAAGCAUGGACGUUCAUGAUUUAGACGCCAGUUGCUGCAUCUCUGUAAAAGUCACAUCUACUGCAAAAAUCUAGAAAUCUGUGUAUUGUAUGAGAAAUGUACUGGAUCAAUAAACAUGCACAGAUGAAGUGCUAAAAGCCAA
Messenger RNA from Anguilla rostrata (American eel), 2554 nucleotides. RefSeq lists its product as uncharacterized. The transcript is spliced from 4 exons. The record is from RefSeq and is a predicted model, not a curated record. Bases 1121 to 1735 code for a protein of 204 amino acids. Lineage: Eukaryota; Metazoa; Chordata; Actinopteri; Anguilliformes; Anguillidae.